Drosophila kikkawai is the source of this 1233-nucleotide messenger RNA. RefSeq lists its product as uncharacterized. NCBI's taxonomy places the organism in Eukaryota, Metazoa, Arthropoda, Insecta, Diptera, Drosophilidae. The record is from RefSeq and is a predicted model, not a curated record. Gene Ontology annotation, cellular component: nucleus.
UCUGCCACCUCUAUGCCAGCCAUGCCGCCUCUGCAGCUGUUUAUGUAAACAAACCGAAAAUCCGAAAUAAUUACGGCGUUAUGACCACCCGCAUAAUUCAGCGCUGCCUGCACACGGCCCGCUCUUGUCUCCUGGCCAGAGCUCCCCGGCGCGCUAAUCCCGGCCUGGGCUACCAGCUCCAGCAGCUGCAGGAGCAGCACCCGGCGCAGUCCAGUGAAGCCAAUGAGGAUUAUGCCGACCUGGAGUCGGAUUUCAUGAGCGUCCAGAAGACGCAUCGUCAGCAUGAGCAGGAGCUGCAGCAGCACCGCGAUCGCAUACGCCAGUUUAUGAUCAAACACAAGUAUUUCCGCGACGCCAAGCUACCCAAUCUUCUGCUGCACGCGGAGAAGGAACAGAUGCGCCUGCUUCAUGAGCGGGAUCCGGAGGAGUGGAGCGUAGAGCGGCUAGCGGAGAGUUUUCCCGCCACUCCGGAUAUAGUGCAGAAAAUACUGCGCGCCAAGUGGCGUCCAAGAAGUGUGCAAAGAAUACGCUCCCACGACGAGACUGUUGUGCGGAACUGGCAGCAGCUAAAAGCUGGCGGCAAUGGGGACUUUAAAUUGCCACCUGCACUCUUCCAGCAUCUUCAGAAGUUCGCGGAGCGAAGACGACAGGAUUUGAAGGAGGUAAAGCCCGAGAACUGGCCCACAAGACCACAGUUACCCAUUCCCCAGGCAAACGAGUUUAGGAAGCUGCUGGGUAGCAACUCCAAAGCAGGCCAGGAGGAGCAACCAUCUCCACAACUCGUGUCUGGCUAUGAAGCUCCACCAGCGGCCGCCGAAGAUGAAACCUAUCUUCUGGAUAAGAUUCGCAACAAACGAAAGAUGCGCCUGCGGGAGCUCAAGGAGCUGCAAUUAGUUGAGUCUUUACCCACAAUGCAAGAGACACCUCAACGACCCCUUGAGAAUCCAAGUGGCACCGGUUUCCUGCCCAGUUUCGUACCCAAGUACGCCAGCAGCGAGAUCGUCAUCAGUGCGGCUGAUCAGCGAAAGUAUGAGAUAACUCAGGUCAAGACACGGAUUGUCAUCCCGCGGAAGCUACAUCGUCCGGGAGCCACGUACCGAGUGGAGGAUGCCUACUACGAUGACGAUGGCGAGCUGCUUUAUCGCGUCCCCGGAAUGACCCGUUAAUCAAACUUUUGAGAUUUGUAAUACAAAUUGUUACUUUGUUAUAUUAAAAAAAUAUAUAUAAAGCGUA